CCAAAUUAACAUCACAAAUCAAGCAAUAUUCCAAAUUAACAUCACAAAUCAAGCAAUAUUCCAAAUUAGGCUUUAUAUACUUUACAAAGUAUAAUAAGUUUCGACCCACUACUUUAUUAAUUUUCACUUCCUUGCCUACACUUAUUUUACUAAUCACUAAUCAACCCAUCAAAUUUUUGUAAUGGAAGGAGUAAAUGUACCACUUCAAGCGCCAACGUACGGAAACCUAGUCACCAUUCUCAGCAUUGAUGGAGGUGGCAUCAGAGGCAUUAUCCCUGGAACUAUCCUCAGUUUCCUAGAAUCUGAACUUCAGAAACUAGACGGUGAAGAUGCAAGAAUUGCAGACUACUUUGACGUGAUAUCAGGAACAAGCACAGGUGGUCUGGUGACGGCCAUGCUUGCUUGCCCUAAUGAGAAGAACCGUCCGAUGUUUGCUGCAAAGGAUAUAAAAGAGUUCUACCUCAAUGAAUGCCCCAAAAUAUUUCCUCAACGCAAUUUCAAAUUCUUUCCCCAUACAUUUAGCGUCAUCAAAGCUUUAUCAGGACCUAAAUACGAUGGAAAAUAUCUGCAUCGUCUUGUUAAGGAAAAACUUGGAAACACUAAAUUGAAUCAGACAUUAACUAAUGUUGUCAUCCCAACAUAUGAUAUUACAAGACUCCAACCUACCAUCUUUUCCAGCUUUCAGGUUAAGAAAAACCUAUCCUUGAAUGCUUUCCUCUCAGACAUAUGCAUUUCCACAUCAGCUGCACCGACUUAUCUGCCCGCUCAUUUCUUUGAAACCACCGAAGAGAAAACAGGGGCGGUGACAAAAUUUAACCUUAUAGACGGUGGCGUUGCUGCAAAUAAUCCGACAUUGGUUGCUAUAGGAGAAGUGACAAACGAAAUUAUAAAGGGAAAUCAAGAUUUUUUUCCAAUAAGGCCAAUGGACUAUGGUAAAUUUCUAGUGAUAUCUUUAGGAACUGGCGCGCCAAAAGCUGAAGAGAAAUGCAUAGCUGGUGAGGCUGCAAAAUGGGGCGUGUUGGGUUGGUUAACAGCAAAGGGCUGCACGCCUUUAGUGGACGUGUUCAGUCAUGCAAGUGGUGACAUGGUGGAUUUGCAUAUCUCUGCAGUAUUUCAAGCCCUGCACUCCGAAAACAACUAUCUCAGGAUUCAGGAUUGCACAUUAAACAAGAAAACUGCUUCAGUAGAUGUGGCCACAAAAGAGAAUUUGGAUGAUCUUGUCAAAGUUGGUGAAAAGUUGCUAAAGAAACAAGUUUCAAGAACAAAUUUGGAUUAUGGAACCUUCGUACCUUGUAAGACAGAGACUAAUGAAGAAGCUCUUACAAGAUUCGCCAAACUGCUUUCUCAAGAGAGACGCCUUCGCCAAGCUCAAUCACCCCACGGAUCACUCGCUGCAAAAUCCAAAUGAUUAUAACAUAGUUUCUUUGUUGCUUAGUUAAACUUUGUUUUAUGGAUUAAUUUAUCAUUCAAAAUUGUGCUUGAAUAAGUUCUCAACAAAGAAGAACAAGUUGAAAGAUUUAUUCAUUUUUUUAUUAAGUUAUUUGUGUUUGUAAAUCAUGUAAUAAA
This is a messenger RNA of Mercurialis annua (annual mercury), 1566 nucleotides long. Its product is annotated as patatin-like protein 2. Gene Ontology annotation, molecular function: glycerophospholipase activity; monoacylglycerol lipase activity. The coding region runs from base 182 to 1408 and encodes 408 amino acids. The record is from RefSeq and is a predicted model, not a curated record. Gene Ontology annotation, biological process: lipid metabolic process. The transcript has 5 exons. Lineage: Eukaryota; Viridiplantae; Streptophyta; Magnoliopsida; Malpighiales; Euphorbiaceae.